UGAGAUCCUCCGUCAAAAGGGUCCAAACCAACGAUGGUGAAACGCGCGGCGCUAAAACAAGGUGGUGCUGAUACCGGCACAGAGGAAGAUGAAGAAGCACAGGACAUUCCUACAUUUAAUUCUAAUCCUGAAGAAAUUGCUAAACGCCAAAUUAAAGGACUACCAAGGCGUUCUCGCAGUUCAGCAGCCCCCGCUUCAACCCAGGUCACAUCGUUGGGCACAAAGUCACAACCUACGCUUUUGUUUGGUUCAGCGGCCAACCCCGUCACCGUCUCGCAAUUCAAGUUCUCUCCUGCCUCAACAGCGCCGACCAUUGCACCCACUUCGUUCGCAUCUUUUACCCCCCCAUCUAACCUGUCUAUCAAAUAUGACACCCAGCUCACCUUUUACUCGUCAAUGAGAGGUCUCAACCAUUCCCUUCUCAAAUCUUUACAAGAGGUCAUGACCACGGAUCCAUUUGUGGAUAUGCGGCCCAUCCUACAGGAAGCGCUCACCAAAUACACGAGCCACCAAGCAAGCAUCCAAAAAGAAAAUGAUCGAAAGGAGGGGCCAGAGAAGCCACCGACGACAGAAAGCACUGCCGUGGAAUCUGCCAAACCCCCAAUUCCGAUGACAAGUCCCCCAACAGCGGGUUUUUUGUUUGGCGGGAAACCAGUCCCUAUUGUAUCAGGCCCAGAAAAAUCAAAAAAGGAUGCUGGGGGUUUCAUAUUCAAGCCACCGACGGGCUCAGCUCCACCCGCUUCCACGAAUAUCUUCAGCGCCUUUGCGAAGAGUGCUUCUCCCGCGCCUGUGUUCCUCCCCCCUUCGGUUGCUCCAGAUACUGGGGCCGAGGAAGAUUCAACGAUUCUCCAGCCCACUCCUCCAGUUCCGAUGGAAAAUGUGGCCUCCGGGGACUCAGACGAGUCUGCAGAUGUGCCUGAUAACGCCAAGCAGCCUCCAAAGCCAGUACCAUCAUUCCCUACGCAAGCCUUUAGCACUCCCGCCUUUGGUACUGCAUCUUUCGGUACAACCGCAUUCGGAUCAUCAGGCGGCGCCUUCUCUUUUGGCUCGAAUUCAAAGACAUUCCAACCCCAAAGGGCUGGAGGCAAAACAGAAGAAGGCGACAAUUCAACUGCCCCUUCAUCGGGUGCCGCCCCCAGCGCCUUUCCCACUAUCAAUGAUAAGGCGGACAAUGCAUCCCCGAAUGUCUCCGGUGCUUCAAUAAAUGGCUCUCCAGAGCCAAUCCCAGGCAAGGCAACAGGUGAAGACAGUGACCCAUCAACUACUUCGGUGCUUCCAGCCCAAGGAUUUGGGGGCGCGUCAAAGGGUCUCACAUUCUCCGCUUCAUCUUCCUCCCCCUUCAGCGGCACAAGUAACCCCUCUUCUUCAUUUGGCGCCUUUUCCGGGACAGGCAGCGCCUUCGCUUUCAAGCCCUCGAAAGAUGAUGAGCCCUCGGAUAAUAGUUCAACAACUUCUUUCAAAUUUGGCGUAACUUCAAAACCAUCCGUAUUCGGUACGAGUUCUUUCGGGGCCCCAUUGCCGUCUGCCGCACCACAAACCAAAAAUCCGAUCUCGUUUGGUUCCUCUCCCAAACCGUUCGGUAAUUCUGUCGGAUUUGGCUUCGGCAUGCACCUGAAGGAGACCAAGCCUCAGGAAUCAGCCAUUCCGCCGGCGGACGCAGUCACUUCACCAGCAGAGCCUGCAGAAGGCGCCGACACAGAGGGAGAAGCUCUCACUGGAGCAGACCCGUUUGCUCACGACCCUUCGUCAUCAGGAGAUGCUGACACUGAGGGUGAAGGAGAAGAAAAUGAAACUGCCUCAUACACUGGACGAUCCAAACUGUUGAAGUUCGUUGAUGGUGCCUGGAAAACUUGCGGCGUCGGUUUUUUCAAAGUGAAGAAGAAUAAAGAAAGCGGGAAGCAACGAGUGUUGUUCCGUUUGGAAGGAUCCAAGAAGGUGGCGGCGAAUUUCAAUGUCUAUCCUGCAAUGAAGGUCACCCCCAACAAAACCGCGAUGAGUUUUGGGGGUUUUGAAGGUUCCAACUUGGUUCCCUAUGGCUUGCGGUUUGCAUCUGUUGAGAUGAGAGAAGAAGCGCAGAAGGCCCUGGAAAAUGCAAUCUUGGAACUUUGAACACUGCUUCAUACACUUGGUGCUCGCUAAUGCCCUAGCAUUCGGUACUUAAUGAACAUUUCCCUCUUCUUUAUUCUAUGUCGCCCUUUUCGCCGCCUUGUUGGAAAUAUUACGUAAUAUAUCGAUAUGCUGG
Molecule: messenger RNA, 2242 nt
Organism: Cantharellus anzutake
Lineage: Eukaryota; Fungi; Basidiomycota; Agaricomycetes; Cantharellales; Hydnaceae
Exons: 5
Coding region: 34-2109 (691 amino acids)
Biological process (GO): intracellular transport
Cellular component (GO): nuclear pore; cytoplasm
Molecular function (GO): GTPase activator activity
Source: RefSeq, a predicted model, not a curated record